This is a messenger RNA of Hyalella azteca, 819 nucleotides long. RefSeq lists its product as uncharacterized. The transcript has 3 exons. The record is from RefSeq and is a predicted model, not a curated record. Bases 1 to 693 code for a protein of 230 amino acids. NCBI's taxonomy places the organism in Eukaryota, Metazoa, Arthropoda, Malacostraca, Amphipoda, Hyalellidae.
AUGACCACGGCAGUCGUCUUGAAAGAUACCUUCGUCAAGAUUGGGGGCUAUCCGGACCCGUCUUGGUGCAAGCUCUCAAGUGACCAGGCAGCGGACCAUCAGCGAGGCGAGAUAACCGUUGCGGAGUGCGCAGGGAAGUGUCUCAGCAAUGCUGCGUGUCGCAUCUUCUGCGUUAGUCCAGGGUUGACUAUGUGUGACCUGUACUCCACUUUGAUGACCGUGGACUUCAUCGGCUUCGGUGCUAACUUGUACCAAUCCUGCUACUCUUCGUGGGCACACAAAUUCAACCUUAUCACUCCAAACAUGACGGUUAUGUCUUCAGCACCUUUUUCUCCGAACUUUAAAGGCUUGAUGACGAUAGACGGAUACUGCUGCGAUUUUGAAAUGGGCUACAGGUUUAUAAGCAAUAAUGCUCCAACCAACUUUCUGAAUGUUGACUUUGGGAAAGUCGUAACAAUUGAAGAAUUAAGAAUUGCCGCCUUUUAUGGAUACUUUCAAGGCAUUGAAAUUCGCUUUGGCUCCUCAUCGAAUAUAGCGACGAACUUGCAGAUUUCAGUGGUCUACGGCGCUUCGAACGGUGAUAACCGCAUCUACGUGAAGCCUCCAGCAACUGGUCGCUAUCUCACCCUCAAGAAAAACGACUACGGAGCAAUGGAUGUUUGCGAGAUGCAAGCUAUUCCUCCAAAGCUGUAGUGAAUCGGACAUCCCAAAUAAAAGUUUGAAAAAUGGCGGGAUGCAGAAUUGCAUUGAUUCCCUCUCUUCCUCUUCGGGAAGAAGAGGAACUAUAGUAGAGCAUUACAGCUGGCCCUAUCCUUUCAA